Schistocerca serialis cubense is the source of this 6132-nucleotide messenger RNA. RefSeq names its product rab GTPase-activating protein 1-like (gene GAPcenA). Lineage: Eukaryota; Metazoa; Arthropoda; Insecta; Orthoptera; Acrididae. The transcript has 17 exons. Bases 314 to 3424 code for a protein of 1036 amino acids. The record is from RefSeq and is a predicted model, not a curated record.
GGCAGAAGAUGUCAAUUGUUUAAGAUGUGAUUAACAGAUGAUGGAUUCAGCGUUGAGUGUUGUGUUUAGUAAUAAUGCAUACCAGGCUUAGAAUGUUGAAGUAAUGCCCAGAACAUGGCAACGAAUAAUUUGCAAUGGCAGCGCUUUUGUAUAUGUAUCCAGAAACACGCCCCUCCCGUUCAUUCUGUCACUUUGGAUUUAAAGUGAUUUAAGUACACCUAAUAAAUUAAAACUUUAUUGUUAGACUUAAUUGUUUAUCGCGAUAGUAGUCGUUUAUGCAUGCUGCAUCACUGGUAAUUCGUUUUAUAUAGGUAUGGAAGAUAGCCUGAGUGUAAGGUCGUACGAAUCAGGUACUACUAGUGAAGAAUAUGAGAUUUUAGCUGGGAAUACCAUCAAUAGACCCCAGCUCCAUAUUGCAGAUGACGGUAGCAUUGAUGACUUAAGAAAAAAUUUGAGAGAAGUAUUGUCAGAAGACUGCCAGAGUCCGAAAAUGGAAAAUAGCAUAAAUAAUGCAGCUGUUACCCAGUCCUCAGAUGCAGAAGCUAUUAAAAUUGUCGGCAAAAGCAUAUUUUAUAAUGAGGACUCGGACAUUUCAAACUCGCCAUCAAAUGAAGUAGAGAAGGAAGACACCAUGAAGAAUGAAGAAUUGACAAAUGUUCCAGAUGUGCAACAGGAGUGUACUAUUUUUAAUGGAGUAACAUAUCUCGGUUCAGCUGCCAUAAAUGCUCCUAAAAGUGAAGCAGAGAUUCAGAGGAAUAUGGCAAUAUUAAAUGAACAGUCUAUAGAAAGUGGAAUUAAAAUUUCUGUGUCCGUUCCAAGCUCUUCCGAUGGAACAGUUGUGUUGUAUGAUGCAGCUACAAAUGCUGUGAUGGCACAGUAUGAAAUCCACCGGAUCUUGUACUACAGCAGAGGAACAGUAGGAACUAAGGAGGCGCCAUGUUUUGCAUUUACAUGGUCUCAUGGAGAAUCCCACGAAUCAGCCAUAUUUCAGUGCCAUGUAUUUAGAUGUGAUAUUCCAGAAGCUGUGGGCCAAGUUUCUGGAUGUUUCUCCAAGGCAUUCCAGCGUGUACCAAAGAGUCUUAUGAAUUCAGUGACAAGUCUUUCCAGUCCAGCACAGUCAGAUGAAGUGUUCAUUUUUCAAGUUACAAUGGCAAUCAAAGAAGAUGAUGGUCAUGGAAAUUUCUCACCGGUUGCAAGAGAUAGAAGUCAUUUCAAACUACGAGUUAAUAUGGAGAAGAAAAUAUGUCUUACUGUACAACAAGCAUCAGAACAUGGAAAGGAACUGGAAGUAGAACGCUGCUUUGGUGUUCUUAUCAGCCCAGGCCGUUACCGCAAGCACUCUGAUCUGCAACUUCUGGAAAUGGAGGCUCAUCCAUGCUCAGAUUCUGGUGAUAAGCUUGGUUCAUAUCUUAUAUAUGGUCAUUGGGAUCCUACAGAACCAGCUUUCGAGUCGCUGAAUAACCCAACACUUCAAGAUUAUUUGACAGUUGCUGUAGAUCUUGUGAUAAAAGGAAUCCAAGAACCAGUGAGAUUUAUAAUUGAGACACAAGUGCGAAUAUUUUCAAAAAAUGAACGUUUUUGGUAUCACAGUAGGAGGCCAUUGACACAACAAUUUAAUCUUCAUUUGAAAGAGAUACCAAGCAAUGAUUUAUCUGAAACACUCUAUGAAGUCAUGAAAAUUGAGAGUAGUGGAAAUUUUGAUGAGACACGAAGGAUUCCAGCUUUAACUCUUGCUUAUCUAACGAGUUCUCCAGCCAUUCCAGACUUAGAUAAUUUGACUCCCAGCAAUGAAGAAUUGUCAGAUGGUGAUGAGCCAUUGCUAAGUGGCACUGGUUCAGUGUCUAAAGACUGUUCAGAGGUUGAACUGGAAUCGUGGGCAGAAGUGCUUCUACGGUGGAGCAGUACAAAUCAGCGUCCACGUCAGUUAGCAGCAUUAGUACGUGCUGGAAUACCAGAAGCUCUUAGGGGAGAGGUGUGGCAACGCUUAGCUUGCUGUGACACUGACACUGCUACAAUGGAUACUUACCGAAUUCUUAUUACAAAGGACAGUCCAUGUGAGACUGUGAUACAGAGAGACAUUAAUCGGACAUUUCCAGCACAUGACUUUUUCAAAGAGGCUGGUGGAUUGGGGCAGGACUCCCUCUAUCGUAUCUCUAAAGCAUAUGCUGUUUAUGAUACGGAAGUUGGAUACUGCCAAGGCUUAAGCUUCUUAGCAGCAACUUUGCUUCUUCAUAUGCCAGAGGAACAAGCCUUCUGUGUCCUUAUUAAACUAAUGUACAAUUAUGGCCUACGAGAUUUGUACAAGGAUGGCUUUGAUGUCCUCUACUUGAGAUUGUAUCAACUGGACAGGUUGAUGGAGGAGCAGUUACCCAAAUUGUGGCAGCAUUUUACUGAGAAAGGUGUAGAGUCACACAUGUUUGCCUCUCAAUGGUUCCUAACUGUUUUUACAGCUAGGUUUCCACUGUAUUUUGUUUUCCAUAUUUUAGAUGUUUUCCUAUUACAAGGAGUAGAAACUCUGUUUCAAGUUGCAUUGGCUCUGCUGAUGGUUUGUAAGAAGGAAUUACUCACGCUUGAUUUUGAGACGACACUUAAGUAUUUCAGAGUUUCCCUCCCAAAGAAAUGUCGUUCUGAAGAAGUUGCCAAAAAUAUAAUGAAACUAGCUACAAGUCUGAAAGUAAAAAAGCUAAAAAAGUAUGAACAGGAAUUCAUAUCUGAAAAAGAAGCCCAAGAAGCUGAAAAGAGUUAUGCAACUCGACUUGAAUUUCUGCAGGCUUCCCUGCAACGUUCUGAGGAAGAAAAGAGAAGCCUCGAAGAAGAAACAUUGCAGAUUAAAGAAAUGCUGCAACGUGAAGUACAAAGGGCUGAAAAUGAAAGCUGCAGAAAUAAUACAAUCAUUACGGAAUAUAAACAGAUUUGCCAGAGACUGGAUGCAGAAAAGAUUGCAGCUAAAUUGGCACUACAGGAACUAAGGGCACAAGUUAAGUUAUGCAAUCAGUGUCGGAAACUGGUCUGUGGCACUGAGGAAGAAGUGACAGCAAACACAGGAACACCAGCUGCUACUAUUGAUCCCCAACUUCAAAGGGCGCAGGAAAGGAUUAGGGAGCUAGAGCUAGAACUAGCACAGACAAAACUUGCUCGAGUACAAGCAGAAUGUCUUAAUCAGGACCUUCUACACAAAUUACAUACAGCUAUUACAGAAGCACAAAUGAAUAAAACAACAUGGCCACCAUGGUUCCAAAAGACAUUAAGCUCAAUAAAGGAAGUGGCAAAAAAGGAUCUUAAAGAUGUAAACAUUAAGAUAUAUCCUAAAGAGGGAAACAGUAAAAGUGAAGUAUCAGGAACAAGUCCCAAAAGACGUGAUUCAGCACCUCCAUUCCCAAGAGAUUCUUACAGCCGUGAUAGCCUGUUUGAUGCAAGUUGUUAAAAAGGAACACAUUUGUGAUUAUGAUUUUCACAAUGAGCUUGUGUUUCAUCUGUGUCUGUUGUCCCACAGGUAACAUUUAUGGUCAUUUUUUCAGUUACAUGUGCAUGUAUUUGGUGUUAUGACUGUAGUUUGUGUAGAGAAAUACUCAAAUGUGAAUGAGUUAGGGAAAAUUGAAUGAAUGUUGUAUAUUAUGUAAAAAUGAAUCUCUUCCAGCAGGCCUUUCAUUACUCAGGUGUUUCAGUUUCAUUCCUGUGAAUGUAUUAUUUAGAGUGACUGAGAAAUGCAAACAGCUGAUUAAAUGAAAAGUAGAUAUUAUAUGUUACUGCAUUGCUAUACAGGAAAUGGAUGAGCUAUUGUGGAUUCAUUUGCUAGUCAUUGUCUCUUAUGCCAGUUUGAAGAGACCACACUUAAUAUAGAGUGCUAUGUAUGAUGCUAUGAAUGUAUAUUUUUGUAACAUAGUGAAUGAGUAUUCUAACAUAGAAAGAUUUAUUCCUUUUUUUGUUCCCUGUCCCAGAAGCCAUUCUAAAUUACUGUGAUCUGAAAAUACUUGUAAAGUACAGUUUUCUAUUUUGUCUAUAUACCAAUUAAAUGAUUUUCUUUUAAAAAGGGGAUUAUGUUAUCUGUUAAGUCAUUCUAUUUCUAUAGUACAAAGAUAUAAUAUUUUCCAUGCUAAGUUGCAAUUUGUGAACCACAAAUUCAUUAGCAAGAAAUUUAUUGUAUUUUCUUUUGCACAGUUUGUUGACUAUUCCUCACUUGUUAACAUCUACCAAUUAGUAUUACAUUCCAUGACCUUUUCAUUACAGUAAUUUAAUGGUACUGCAGUAUGAAACACCUGACAAAAAUGAAUAAAUGUGGUUAUGUACUGUACUACAAUCAGAAGCAACCAUUUUUCAGCAUUGUGAUGACAUUUGUGUAACACGGUAGUUUUGUUGUGAGUGGAUGGCAGUAUACUGGUUAGAUGUAUACUUUUAUUGUCAGCAAUGGGCUUACUUCCAGACCCACUGCCAUUAAACAUUCCAGUGCAGUUGCAAUUUUCUAAUAUAAAAUAUUCCAAUUAUGUUACCUGCAAAAUUCCCACCAAAGUGAUGUUAGAGCAGCAGUAAUGCUUGUGUACAGAUCUUGUACUGUGCUUUCAUCAUUGUUAUAAUGUUUGUGCUAAUGGUAUUCUAAAAUCAGUAUGCUGCUCUACACAGCAGGAGAGGUGGAGUGAAGAAAAUCAAGUGGAAAAGUUACAAUUACGAUUGGUGGAGAGGAGAGAAGAAGGCGGCACCCAAAAACUAAAUUUGAUGGAGUCUCCCAAUAUGCAAGAGAGCAAAUGAAAGCAAGAUCAGGAAACUGUGAUGUUAAAGAUUCUUUGAUUGAAACAAAAGAUCCCAGGGGUACUGACUGUUUGCAAAAUAGUGGAAAUGUGUAAGGUCUUGUAAGAGCUCUCAGGGAAUAAGAAAUAAACAUGAAGAAAACAUAAAAUAACUGUAGACAAUUUUAAUAGCAAAGCAAAGUAAUAGUGAUAAUGAUUACACGAUGUUGGAUCACUGAAAGUAACAAUAAUGAAAUGACUUCACCUAAACCCAAAUGAAGGCAUACAAGAAGUUUAGCAGAAAAGAAGAGCUGCCAACAUUGAUAAAGAAAAAUAGUGACAAAAACUGUUUUUCCUGCCAUUAUUCACAUUAGAUACUUAAGUAGGCACAUGUGUAUUCAAUCUGUGACACUUCCAUACAGUCACUUUCAAUUUAGAUUUAUAAAUUUUCUUACUGCCAUCAUUUUCUUCUGUUAACUAAAUUUUAAUGAUUUUAUUCACACCAUAGUCUCUGACUUCUUUAUCAUAUGAUGUUGAUUUUUAAACCAAUUAGAAGAGAUGUAAUACCAAUAUUGCAUUCACAUGAAAUUGAGCUUCAGUGUUUCAUUUUGAAUGGCACUCCUCAUUGAAUUUUGGUUAACUGUUUUGUGUAACCACUGAAUAAAACAUAUGACAGUUACUCAUCGGUUAAUGAUGCAGGUGUGCUAGAACAUCGACUUGUUAUGCUGUAGAGUGUCAACAUUUUAUUUGCAUUUGUUUUCCAUUCAUACAAAUGCCUUUUUAUUCUCAAACUGAUGAUUGAAAUAUGGCUAUAAUUUCUCAUCUAAGCUUUGUCAUUUUCUUUAUCGAAGGUCAGGUAUAUUGUUGCACCAUUGAUCAUUUCAAACAACAAAUAAAAACACCUGUUAAAACAUUUACUGUGGUAUUUCUGCAUUCAAAAAGAAAAUUGAUGAGCAUGUAACUAUUAUUUAUUUAGUAUUUAAUUUGAAUGAUGGAGAGCCAAUGUUUGAUUUUGAGAGAGGACAAUAAAAUUCAGCUCUAUUUGUACUUGCUGUUUACUUAAAAUAAUAGAAAUAGUAAUAAUAAAAAUAAUGAAAUAAUAAACAGAAUGAAGUUGUUGCAGAUCUAUUGCUUGUUAAGUUUAAACUGUGUAAACAAUGACAGAAUGUUUAAUGAUCUUAUACAUAGUUUCUUUUUGGGUAAUGAUUUACCAUAUUAACAAGAUCGUUGUAAAAAAAAAUCCGUCUUGAUGUCUGUGUUCAGUAUACAUGUAAAUCUUGCCUCUGUUAAUACAGCAGUGGAAUCAGUGAAGAUGACCACUACUGUGGAAGGGUGGAUCGAUAUGUAAACAAGAACAGAAAAAUGCUCACUUGUGUAACUGAAUUAUGUUCAUCAGAAGGUAUGUGUGUAU